This is a messenger RNA of Mycena citricolor, 3384 nucleotides long. The record is from the annotation of a GenBank genome assembly. Lineage: Eukaryota; Fungi; Basidiomycota; Agaricomycetes; Agaricales; Mycenaceae.
GUUUCCCGGGCUGAGCUCUUUCUCUUUCACCAAGUAGGCAUGUACGGCCAAAAAGCCAAGCGAAGGACGCAUGUACGACCAGAGCUCACGGAAGAGCAGAAGCAAGAAAUCAAAGAAGCGUUCGAGCUAUUCGACACGGACAAAGACAAGGCGAUCGACUACCACGAGCUCAAGGUCGCGAUGCGCGCCUUGGGCUUCGACAUGAAGAAGGCGGAGGUUCUCAAGCUUCUGCGAGACCACGAUAAAUCCGGGCAGGGACUCAUGGAGUUCGAGGACUUUGCGAAGAUUAUGAGCGAGCGAAUCCUGGCCCGAGACCCCAUGGAUGAGAUUCGACGGGCGUUCCAACUAUUUGAUGAAGAGGGUACUGGGAAGAUUACGCUGAAGAAUUUGCGGCGAGUGGCGAAGGAGGUGGGGGAUCGUCUGGAGGACGAGGAGCUGCAAGCUAUGAUCGAGGAGUUUGACCUCGACCAGGACGGAGAGAUCAAUGAGCAGGAGUUCAUCGCCAUAAUGACGGAUGAUUCAUGAAGAUUUACGACUGGCGCAUCUGUACAAUAUAUUCCCUGCAUUUACAUUUUUACAGUUAAAAUCACACAUUCAACAUGCUUUGACUUAAACCAGCACCCAAGCCGUGUCUUUCCCCUCCCCACCGAUGCGGCGAACAACCCCUUCCCCUUCCAACUUGCGCAAAUGCAAGUCAACCCCGUGAGCAGCAGGAAGCCACAAAGAUUCAGGGUACGCCGCGUAAAUAUGUGUCACGAUUGUCCAAGUCGUCCACGGGCCUCCGCUUAAGGGCGCGGUCUUGAUCACACCGAGGAUCUGCGCCUCCCGCUCGAGCCGAUGCUUGAUGUAAGUUUCGAUGACCUUGCGACCAUCGGAGAUGACGGGUCCGUGCCCCGGAUAGAGUGUGGAGAUGUUGUGCGUGUUGACGAAAUCGAGCAUCUUGCGUAGACUGGCGAUGUACGUGGCGAGGUCCUCGAAUACGGCGGUGCCCUGCCCGAGAACGGUGUCGGCGGUGUACAAGGCUUCGUCUUGGGGGAAAUAGAUGCAGAUGGAGUCGACGGUGUGUCCCGGAGUGUGCAGCACCUGCAGGCCAGAUACUGUCGAUCCAUCUGUCAGCGGGUGGAAAUGCUCCCCAUCAGCUGCGGGGAGAAACGCUCCCGUCGGUAAGGAUGCGAAUAUCGAAGGAAUGUGAUCAUUCGUAUGGCCCGACCCAGGGAACUUGUGUAACCGCGGUGGCUUGAAUGGAGCAGAGACAUUGCGCUCGUCCCAAAGCCGGCGCAGAAGUGCUAGCACCGACGGGAUUCCUCCGACAUGGUCUCCGUGCCAGUGGCUGAUGAUGAUAUCGGAGAUGUCGGGUUCUGUCGAGCCAGCGGGACUUUCAGCAUCGCGAAGAGCGGAUUCGAGGAUGGGAAUGUAUUCAUCUCGACCUUCACCCGUGUCAACGAGCGUGAAAGGCCUCUGCUUCCCAAAUACGUAGGUAUUCGUUCCUGUGAGCCAUUUCAGAGAUAAGUUCUGUGCUUGUGGGUGAAAUUCGACCUUGAAGCGUAAACUUGCCGGGAUUCUGUGCACGCAGGAUGAGAACUUGCUCGUGGGAUGCAGAGGGUAUUCACCUGGCCCAAGACCCGGAUGACACUCUCGCUCAGCUGUAUCUGACUCAGCACGUUGUCUGUUUACCUCUGAGUUGUUCACACACGCGCGUAAUGGAUGCCAGAGUUUCGAGUUUCUCCAUGGGUGGUGGUUGUGAGAUAAGUCACUAGAUACGAUCGUGAUCGGCUCCGGCCCGGACAUCGCUUCCUCUCUUUGUGCCAUGUCGAGUCGACGGGUCACAUACUAUUACGAUCCCGAUGUCGGGGCGUAUUCCUUCGGAUACAACCAAUACAUGAAACCCCAUCGCGUCAAAAUAACGCACGACCUCGUUUCGGCGUAUGGGAUGCUGGAUAAACUGAACGUACUGAAACCGAAUCGCGCAGGGCCAGGCGCAGACCCAGAGGCCAUGACGCGUUUUCACACCGACGAGUACAUCCAGUUUCUCAACAAAGUGACACCGGAGACAUAUACGAAGCUGAGUUACAAUGGCUCACGCUUCCUGGUCGGCGACGACAAUCCACCGUUCGAGGGUCUCUUUGAAUUCAGUUCCAUCUCUGCAGGCGGGUCAAUCGCUGCCGCGGAACGACUGAACGACGGAGCGGCGGACAUCGCGAUUAAUUGGGCUGGGGGCCUGCACCACGCGAAGAAGAACGAGGCAUCCGGCUUCUGCUACGUCAACGACAUUGUUCUCUGCAUUCUCGAGCUCCUUCGGAGUCUCCCCCGCGUGCUGUACAUCGACAUCGACUGCCACCACGGUGACGGCGUCGAGGAGGCGUUCUACACCACGGACCGGGUGAUGACAUGCAGCUUCCACAAGUUCGGUGCCUUCUUCCCCGGGAGCGGUACCCAGGAGGAUCAAGGUCGCGGCUAUGGCAAAGGCUAUGCGGUGAACGUUCCGCUGAAGGAUGGGAUAACGGACGAAGCGUACAAGAGCGUGUUUCAGCCGAUCCCCCAGGUUAUCGCUAAGAUCAUGGAGGUGUUCCGCCCUUCCGCGGUGGUCCUCCAGUGCGGGGCAGAUUCCCUCGCUGGGGACAAGCUCGGCUGCUUCAAUCUGACGAUGCACGGACACGCGGCCUGUGUGCAGUUCCUACGGCAGCAGAACGUCCCGCUCGUCCUGCUGGGCGGUGGCGGAUACACCGUGAAGAAUGUUGCGCGGGCCUGGACGUACGAAACCGCCUGUGCGAUUGGGAUGGAGGCGGAAGUCGACCCACUCCUGCCGUACACGGAAUACUUUGACUGGUUCGGGCCGCGGUUCAGGCUGGAGGUGCCGGCGAGCAACAUGGACGACGUGAAUGUGCUGGACGGCUCGCUUAAUGUGGUCAGGGAGAAAGCUCUGCGACAGCUGGCCCAGCUACCCCAUGCACCGUCUGUCGGCCUCCAAGAUGUCCCCUCUGAAUCGGUCGCAGAGCAUCUGAGACGGGGGAUGGACUACGAUGAGCUAGAUAUGGAAUUAGCGCAACACAUCCGGUAUAUCAGCCACAUGCAGGACGAGGAUUCUGAGACCGAAUCCGAGGACUCGGAGAACGAGUCGCUCCCGCCUCGGAAACGACCGCUCAUGAGCAUCAUGACGAACGAAUACUACAUGCCGCCCUCGGCUCCGGACCCGACGCGCAAGUUCUUCACGGGACUGAAUCCGUUUCGCGCGGACCGGGAGAACGUGCUGGUCCAUGCUAGAGACGAUGCGAGGCUACGGAUGCUGUGAUCUAUCUGCUACCUGUUUUCUUAUCUUGUACUCCUUUGUAGUCGAUAGACGUGAUGUAUGAUGCACUUGCGCUUGAAAAACUUGGAUUGUUGCAG